AGCAAACAAACAAAGAGAGGAGGUCAACAGAAAAAACAAGUGGCGGCAAACACUCAACCAUUCGUACGGAUGACGACGACACACUCCCACCACACACACACCAACACUCUAAAAUCCCGACGAUGAUCAUAACCUAAUCCCCAAUUCUCAAUCCCCCAUCCAAACCCUAAACCUUCCAAUGGCAAUUGCUUCCAUACCGUCCUUCAACUUAACCGCCAAAUCUUCACCCCUCUGUUUCAACUUUCAUAUCACCGGAACCAAGCCUCUAUUCACUUCAUCUUACGCUAAAUUUGGAUCCUUGAAGAAGAAUCCAAUUCAGAUAUCUGUUUGCAAAGCGGUGGUUUCUUCUUCCUUAUCGUUCCGUGAUCUCGAUGCUGAUGACUUUAGACAUCCUCUUGACAAGCAGAAUACGCUGCUUUUGAAGGCGAUUCCGGGGCUGAAUGAGAUUGGGAAGGCUUUGUUAGGGAGCAUAACUGAACAGGUCAUGGUACUUGAAAACAUAGGGACCUCUGUUCUUGUAUCUGAAAAUCAGCUUUCAGAACUUCAUCAAUUAAUGAUCCAGUCAGCAGAGGCACUGAAAAUUGAAGCACCUGACUUGUAUGUACGCCAAAGCCCGGUACCUAACGCAUACACUCUGGCCAUUAAUGGCAAAAAACCAUUUGUUGUUGUUCAUACAAGCCUUAUAGAACUUCUUACAAGAAAGGAGCUGCAGGCUGUUUUGGCUCAUGAGCUAGGACACCUUAAAUGUGAUCAUGGUGUAUGGUUAACAUUAGCAAAUAUUCUUACCGUUGGAGCCUAUACGAUACCUGGGAUUGGAGGCAUGAUAGCCCAGAAUUUAGAAGAACAAUUAUUUCGAUGGCUUCGAGCUGCAGAGCUUACUUGUGAUCGGGCUGCUCUUCUUGUAGUUCAAGAUCCCAAGGUGGUCAUGUCUGUUCUAAUGAAACUUGCUGGAGGAUCCCCGUCUUUGGCUGAUCAAUUAAACGUGGAUGCUUUUCUAGAACAAGCACGAUCUUAUGAAAAGGCAGCUGCAAGUCCAGUAGGAUGGUAUAUAAGAAACGCACAAACAAGACAACUUUCACAUCCCCUUCCAGUACUAAGAGCCCGUGAGAUAGAUGAGUGGUCAAGAAGUCAAGAGUAUAAAUCUCUUAUGAAACGGGCUAUUAGUACAAACUCCGUGCAAAAAGUGUAGCAGAUUGGGGAAAUAUUAAAUACGUAAUGAGGUAAAGGUUGCUCUUUCUUAGUACUCAGAAUCAAACUUCAAUAUGAGAAAGUUUGAUUAGCUAUGGAUUCUUGCCACUCUGUUGUUGCUGAUUGGAUAAGCAUUCAUCUGGUUAUACAAAUUCAACGACCACAUCUAGUUAUACACACUCGUAUAUAUACGACCUUUCUUAUACAUGUACAAAUUCAGAUAUCAUGUUUCAAAAACACGUUUAUACAUGUUAAUAUAAACUCUGGUUAAGCUAUACUAUGUAGUUUUAAAA
This is a messenger RNA of Helianthus annuus (common sunflower), 1481 nucleotides long. Its product is annotated as protease HtpX homolog. NCBI's taxonomy places the organism in Eukaryota, Viridiplantae, Streptophyta, Magnoliopsida, Asterales, Asteraceae. Gene Ontology annotation, cellular component: endoplasmic reticulum membrane. Gene Ontology annotation, biological process: CAAX-box protein processing. Gene Ontology annotation, molecular function: metalloendopeptidase activity. The record is from RefSeq and is a predicted model, not a curated record. The transcript is spliced from 8 exons. Bases 179 to 1189 code for a protein of 336 amino acids.